Coregonus clupeaformis (lake whitefish) is the source of this 1527-nucleotide messenger RNA. Its product is annotated as V-type proton ATPase subunit D. Gene Ontology annotation, cellular component: proton-transporting V-type ATPase complex. NCBI's taxonomy places the organism in Eukaryota, Metazoa, Chordata, Actinopteri, Salmoniformes, Salmonidae. The transcript is spliced from 9 exons. Bases 159 to 905 code for a protein of 248 amino acids. Gene Ontology annotation, molecular function: proton-transporting ATPase activity, rotational mechanism. The record is from RefSeq and is a predicted model, not a curated record.
UCGCACUAGAAUAAGAUCACGACAUCGGUUACAAAUCUGUCAUCCUCAAGGUGUAAUACAAAUUGUGCAAUAACUUAUCUUAUUAUUAGAAAUAUAUGUUAGCCGUCUCGUCAUCCAGACGGAAUUGAAGUACAGAAGACUGUUUGCAGCUGAACAAGAUGUCAGGAAAAGAGAGGAUCGACGUAUUCCCCUCUAGAAUGGCUCAGACCAUCAUGAAGGCCCGUCUGAAGGGGGCCCAGACUGGCAGGAACCUGCUGAAGAAGAAGGCUGAUGCUCUCUCCAUGCGCUUCCGUCAGAUCCUCCGCAAGAUCAUUGAGACGAAGACCUUGAUGGGGGAAGUGAUGAGGGAGGCGGCCUUCUCUUUAGCUGAGGCGAAAUUCGCUGCUGGCGACUUCAGCACCACUGUCAUCCAGAAUGUUAACAAGGCCAAGGUGAAGGUUCGUGCAAAGAAGGACAACGUGGCAGGUGUCACUUUACCUGUGUUUGAGCUCUACCAAGAAGGAGGGGACAGUUAUGAGCUGACUGGUCUGGCCAGGGGAGGAGAGCAGCUCUCCAGGCUGAAGAGGAACUAUGCUAAAGCAGUGGAGCUGCUAGUGGAGUUGGCCUCCUUACAGACUUCCUUUGUCACACUGGAUCAAGCCAUCAAGAUCACCAACCGCCGUGUGAAUGCCAUCGAGCAUGUAAUCAUCCCCCGCAUUGAGCGUACCCUCAGCUACAUCAUCACAGAGCUGGAUGAGAGGGAACGAGAGGAGUUCUACAGGCUGAAGAAGAUCCAGGAGAAGAAGAAACAGAUGAGGGAGAGGACUGAGAAGGAGAUCGCCGCCCGUCUGGCCAAGCUGGGCCCCAUCACUGAGCCGUCCAACAUGCUGAUGGAGGAAACCGACGAGGACCUGCUGUUUGAGUGACAUGCUGUCAUUCCCGUUACCGUCAUCCUAUUUAUUGAUGUUGUCUUGUUCCCCCCCCAAAAAAAAAUUGUUUAGUUUUUUUUGUGUACACCGGUGAUGUUUUAUGUCGUUUUCAGUAUUGGGGAUGUGUCCCAGAUGUAUCCCUGUAUAGAACUGAGUGGUUUAAACUUUUAAAGUCAGAACUUUGCUGCUAACCGCAAUCACAUCAGUUCACUAGUGUGUUGACAUUGUUGAAUCGGACAGUUAUCUUUUGAAUACUUAAAGAAGCAAAUAUAUAUAUAUUAGUAAAGUGUCAUGGUUUACUUAUGUGAACUGUAUUGAACAUUCCAUCUGAUUGGGUGAGGACAUAGAUGUAAAGUUUACGGUUUCACCAGAACACUCAAGUCAAUGCAUGCCGUCAUUCUGUACAUUUAUAACAGGGUGGUCCUUUUCCUCCGAAGUGUGAGUGUUGUGGAGGCUAGUCCCUUCCAUGUCAGUGGGCGUGUAUUGAACAUAGAACUACAUUCUAUUUCUAUGGCAUUGACCGAGGAUGGCUAACAUGUAGGUACCUGACCCCCUGUAACCAGCUGGUGUACAACCCCACCUGUGUCAACACUUCAUCCAAAUAAAGAACUAAAUAUUC